Lodderomyces parapsilosis is the source of this 765-nucleotide messenger RNA. RefSeq names its product Tim21p (gene TIM21). Lineage: Eukaryota; Fungi; Ascomycota; Pichiomycetes; Serinales; Debaryomycetaceae. The transcript has a single exon. Bases 1 to 765 code for a protein of 254 amino acids. Gene Ontology annotation, biological process: protein import into mitochondrial matrix. The record is from RefSeq and is a predicted model, not a curated record. Gene Ontology annotation, cellular component: TIM23 mitochondrial import inner membrane translocase complex.
AUGAACGCGUUGAAACAAAACUCAUUGCUUUUGAAACUGGUAAAAUUCGGAAGGAUACCUGCUGCUCGAUUGGUAUUGCCUGUCAGAGUGUUGUCAAGAUUUUACCUCACUUCUUCUCCAGCCUCACAUUCAUUAUUGUUCCAAAACUUCCCCGACCGCAAAUCAUCAAUUCUUCGUUACUCAACAAAGACUGCCCCACCACCCCAGCCGCCACAUGAUAAGGAUUUUAAAGGCAAGAGAAUUCUCAACAGAAUCACCCGUGCUUUCACCUUUUCAUUAUCGUCAGUCAUUGUUCUCGGUGCUGCCGCAAUUGCACUUUUGGUCAUUUAUCUUAUACUUUCGGAGUUACUUUUACCUUCAGGAGAUACACGCACAUUCAACAAGGCUGUCAAACUCGUCGAACAAAAUGAGCAAGCACAAAAGGCAUUGCAAUUUUCUGCUGGUGAAAGAUUGAAAGCUUAUGGAAUCGUUGCUGCUGAUAAAUGGGUUCGUAAUAGGCCAGUUCAAAGUUCCAAAGCUAAAGGCAAGGAUGGCAAGGACCACUUGGUAAUGAAGUUCCAAGUCGAGUCGGAUACAGGUAGAAUUGGUGUUGUUACUUUAGAACAAGUGGAUAACUCAUGGUGGAAUACAAAGUUUGAGUAUAUGGCAUUGGAUGUGAGAGGCUAUAGAAGAAUAUACAUUAUUGAACCCGAGAGGCCAGAAAUUGCCAGACUUGGCAAAGGAUCGGGAUUUUUGGGUUUAAAUUGGGGACCCAAGAAAGAUUAA